Molecule: messenger RNA, 789 nt
Organism: Fibroporia radiculosa
Lineage: Eukaryota; Fungi; Basidiomycota; Agaricomycetes; Polyporales; Fibroporiaceae
Exons: 2
Coding region: 1-789 (262 amino acids)
Source: RefSeq, a predicted model, not a curated record
AUGGUCUUUAAAGUUUUAUACAUUGCCACUACCCCUAUCGAAAGUAGAGAAGAUCGCCACUCAGUAGUACCCCCACUAGCAGAAAAACCUUCCCCAGUACCACCAUACCUUACCCCUACUGCUGCAUCAUCUAGCAGGAGUGUAGUAGCUCCUACACUGCGGACAUCUCCACUCCAGUUAACCACCACACCACUACCUAGUGAGUCAACAAACACCAGCCCCACCCUCAGAGCCAGUUUCUUCUCAGGAAUCUUCAACUCACUGGAGCCAGUCAACCCACCAGUCACAACAGAAGAACAACACCCAGCUUCUGUUUCAACAGAAUCUAAACCAGACCCAUCGAGAUCUCCAGUUGAUCCUGUUCCAGAAGAAGAACCCACUGACAGACAUCCAAACAACCUGGAAGACGGAGACUCAGAACCCAGCAAUCAGGAAGACAAAGAAGAUAUGUCAGACAACAAUAAUGGAGCGGUGAACAAACCCAACCAGUUUGAAGGAGACAAGGGAAAGAGCAAGGAAUUCCUAGACAAAUUAUACCUAUACUUUGAGGGAAACUCUAAGAAGAUCCAGACCGAUAAGGAUAAGGUUCAAUGCGCUCUUUCCUACAUCAAAGGACCUGCCCAGUUCUUUGUUCACACCAUCAUCACAGAUGCACAGGAACCCAUUUCUAAUACCAAGAAUGCGCCACUUAAGGGACUACCUAGCUGGGCUAACUUCAGAAAGUCUUUUAUCCAGACCUUUGGAGUAGAAGAUGACACCCAGGCAGCAUUAAACGAGAUCAGCAAGUGA